Molecule: messenger RNA, 996 nt
Organism: Rhodotorula graminis WP1
Lineage: Eukaryota; Fungi; Basidiomycota; Microbotryomycetes; Sporidiobolales; Sporidiobolaceae
Exons: 4
Coding region: 1-996 (331 amino acids)
Cellular component (GO): cytoplasm
Source: RefSeq, a predicted model, not a curated record
AUGGCCAGCACCGACCCGACGCCUCGCACUGCCGCCGAGAUCAUCGCCGACUACCUCCUCGACCGCCUCGAGCGGCACCGUGCGGCUUGGCGGGAGCGGCUUCCGGACAGCGCGAGGGCUCCUCCGCUCGUCUGCGCGAUUCAGGGUCCGCAAGGCAGCGGCAAGUCGUACACCGCCUCGAAGCUCCCAGCCCUCCUCGCCGCCGCCUCUCCGACUCCCUCCUCGGCGUCGUCCGCCCCGAUCCGCACCGCCGCCCUCUCGCUCGACGACCUGUACCUCCCGCACGACGGUCUCGCCGCCGUCGCCGCCGCCGAUCCGGCCAACGCGCUCCUGUCCGGCCGCGGCCAAGCCGGAACGCACGACCUCCCUCUCGCACUCGAGCUCCUCUCGGCGCUCAAGCGGCCUUCGCCCAACGCCCAGUCCCUCAAGCUCCCCUUGUUCGACAAGAGCCUGCACGGCGGCGCCGGCGACCGGCUGCCCCGCGAGCAGUGGGUCGAGGUCGAGCGCCCGGACGAGGUCGACCUCGUCGUGUUCGAGGGGUGGAUGAACGGCUUCCGCCCGCUCGACCCGCCGUCGCUUCUCUCCGAGCUCUACAACCUCGCGCGCUCGGACCCAGGCGCGGCGAAAGCGCGCCUCGGGAUCGACUACGAGCCGCCGUUCCUGCUCGAGCACGACGAGGCGCACCUCGCCGUCGUGCAUGACAACCUGCGUGGGUACGCCCCGAUGUGGGACGAGGUCGACGUGUUUGUCCAGAUCAAGCCCGAGCGCAUGGGCUUUGUGUGGGAGUGGCGCCUCGAGCAAGAGCACAACAUGAAGGCCAAGAACGGCGGCAUCGGCAUGACGGACGAGCAGGUCAAGCACUUCAUCGCCCGGUACAUGCCCGGCUACGAGCUCUGGCUGCGCGGCAUCGACGACCCCAAGUCGACCUGGGCGGGCAACGGCCUGCGCGUCGUCAUCGACAAGCGGCGCGACGUUCUCGGCGUCGAGCACUUCUAG